This is a messenger RNA of Meloidogyne enterolobii, 515 nucleotides long. NCBI's taxonomy places the organism in Eukaryota, Metazoa, Nematoda, Chromadorea, Rhabditida, Meloidogynidae. The record is from the annotation of a GenBank genome assembly.
AUGAAUAAUUAUUCGUCUCAAAAUUAUCAAAAUUUUCAAGGAAAAAAUAAUUUUGUUGUUGAAGACAAAAAAAGAAAGCCUUCCUCAAUUAAAAGAAAAAUGACAACAACAACUUCAGAAAGACGGCAUAAUAAACUUUUUAUACUUGAAAAACAACAAGGAACACCAACACCAACAACAACCUCUUCUACAAACAACAAUAAUAAAGAUGAUUAUUGUUAUACUUCAAAUAGUACAAUCAAAUUUGCUCCAUAUAUUUAAAUUUAAUUUGGGAGAGGUUAUUUUAUUUUUCGGUGGUAAUGAGUUUUUUUAAUAUUUAUAUUUUUUUAAUUUAUCUUUUUGUAUCAGUUGACAUUUUGAAAAGUUUUUAAGGACUGGCCAUUUUAAGUUUUUUUGGGGCUGACCAUUUUGAAAUAUUUUUGAGAUUGACCAUUUUGUAACUUUUUUACUUAUGACCGUUAUGGGACAUUUUUGGGUAUUGACAUUUUGAAGAUUUUUUGACCAUUUUGAAUUUU